Molecule: messenger RNA, 483 nt
Organism: Symbiodinium necroappetens
Lineage: Eukaryota; Dinophyceae; Suessiales; Symbiodiniaceae
Source: the annotation of a GenBank genome assembly
AUGCCAUCGUUCGAUAUUGUUUCGGAAGUAGACAUGCAUGAAAUCAACAACGCCAUCGAUCAGGCGGUUCGCGAGGUGGGUACGCGAUUCGAUUUAAAGGGUGUGGACGCAAGCAUCGAACUCAGCGAUGAGACCAUUAUGAUCAGUGCGCCGGAAGAAUUUCAGAUUAAUCAGAUCGAAAGUAUCGUGCGUGACAAAUUAACCAGCCGCAAAGUGGAUACCCGGGCGUUGGAGCCUGGUCAGGUUGAAGGCGCGGGCAAGGUGAAACGCAAAACCUACCAGCUGCGCCAGGGCAUCGAUCGAGAUACUGCAAAAACCAUUACCAAAAUGACUAAAGAUUCCAAGCUCAAGGUGCAGGCGCAGAUAAACGGCGACAAACUGCGGGUGCAGGGAAAAAAACGUGAUGACCUGCAGCAGUUGAUGGCGUUGUUGCGUGAAGCAGACCUCGAUACGCCUUUACAGUUCGAUAACUUCCGAGACUGA